GUCUCCGACGCAACGGAAAGAUUUUUGGUAAAAUAUCUUAUUCCCUAGGUCCAUCAAUUACGUUCGAACGAAACAAGUGGCUCGGUUUUCGGCCGCCCUCGUAUAUUUCUGUCAAAAUAAAUAAGUGUAUCCCUGGUCGGUGGCUUAUUAAUUGUUGAAAUGGCCCCUUCGUCGUCGUCCCGCGGAAUCUCCCUUCUAGUUGGCAAAAGUUGUGUUGUCCUACAAAGCAAUCUUUCGGAAUGGCGCUGUGCCAGCCGUGUCAAUGUCAGGAGAACACUUUCACACGCACCCUGCUCCAGGAUAUUUUCACUUAUUGGCCUUGUAAUACAAGUUUGCGAUUUACCCACUCCGUCUAUCACUCAAGUGCAAAAUAAAUAAACAAAGGUAGAGAAAUGUAUAACUAAACAAACUACAUAAAUGUGAAUAACACGCGGACAUUAAAAAACAACAAUACCCUAAAUUUAUUAUUGUUUACUUUGCUUUAUUAAAAAAGACUGACGAACAAACUUUAACCCGUCGACGUUCGUUAUUAAGUAGGCCCUACCUCUAGAACUCUUGAACCCUCUUAGCGGCUUAAAAAAUCUCAUUAAACAGUGAAAAUGAAUUUUAAACUCUCAUUACGCUCUGCUUUAGAGCUUUGAAAUAAUCUGCAAGCGCGCAGAGACGACGCUAACGAUAGGGCAACAUAACUGAUUAAAAACAAACUUUCCCCUUUACACCAUUACGAAAAGCGACCUUUGCAAUAUACGGCGACGGCCGCAAAGGCGGCUAAACUCCGAUCCAAGCACAUCAAGCAGUCUGGUGUGGAGCGUCGAAUCGAAACCACGUAUUUGCCCUCGCUCUUAAUUCCGGGGAAGAAGACACGAAGUUUAAGUGCUAGCUGGCCACUGGUAGUGUUCAUUAAAAGUGUAUUGUGUAUUAUAGUGCGCGGCGGUUUUACAAAUGGAAACAGCGUUGUGGCGCGAGCCUUGUUCAAAAUGAGCGGAGGCCGACAGGAGCGGUGAUGGCAUGGACUGGGCAACGGGCAAUGACAGCGCGGCCGUCGGCAACUCGACGGAGCCGAUUCCGCCCGAUCUCUACAAUUACUGGGCGUGGAGCAUCGUGGACGGUGCGCUAAUGGUGCUCAUCAUCAGUGGCAACACGCUCACCGUCUUGGCUGUCACUACGAGCCGUCGCCUGUCGUCGCUCGUGUCCAACCAGUUCGUGCUGAACCUUGCCGUGUCGGACCUCAUGGUGGGCCUCACGCUCCCCUACCACCUCGUCUUUUAUCUCAACGACGACUUCGGCAAGAUCAAGUGGUCCUGCCUGAUGCGCUUCAUCCUGAUAAUACUCGCCUGCCUCGCUUCAAUUUACAACAUCAUAGCUAUCGCCGUGGACAGGUACAUAGCCAUAGUGCACCCGUUGCACUACAGCCGCUACAUGACCAAGGCUGUGACGCGCCUACUCAUGAGCACGACAUGGUCCGUGGCGGUAUGCAUCAGCUGCGUGCCCGUCUUCUGGAACGACUGGGCAGAUGGCGUUGCGUGCGAAAUGAACGUGGUGGUGCCGAAGACGUACACGACGAGCAUCCUGACGCCAAUGUUCUCGCUAAUAUGGAUUGCGAUGUUCGUGCUGUACUGGCGAAUCUGGCGCGAGGCCGCCUGCCACGCGCGUCGCCUGCGCGCGAACGCGUGCUGUCCCGGCGCCGCCAACGACUGGAAGAGCAUACAGGUGGUGCUGCUCGUGUUGGGAUCGUUCUCCGUGUGCUGGAUGCCGUUCGUGGUCGUAGCGUGCGCGCAGACGCUGCCCGCGGUGCGUCUGCACAGCCCGGUCGCGUACCGGCUGACCUCGUCGCUGGCCAUGUCGAACUCGGGUGUCAAUCCUCUCAUCUACGCGUGGAAGAACGCGGGCUUCAGAGCGGCCUUCGCCAGGCUGCUCAGGUGCAGACGGCCCGACGCAUCGGAGUACCGAGGGUCCCCGGCGGCCGAGAGGAAGAGGGGCUCCGUGGCGCUUCGCGAAGGCUCCGUUAACGUUUCGACGCCGCCGGCGAGCCGAGCCGGCCGAAGGGCGCGCCUGCUACUGCCGGUCGGAGACGCCGUCGCGACCCGUUGCCGCGUCAUCGAAAACGCGGGUUACGUGGACGGCGAGAGCUGCGAGCCCGCGCCCGUGCACGGGCCUGCGGAGCUCUAGUGCUCGAGUGAGGAACAAUGUGGGAAACGCGAAACGCUUCUAACUCAUAGUGCGCUCGGUCGCGCUAGGUGCCGACCCGUUAUUUGAGCUCAAUUUUCAAAAUUUAAUAGAUUUUCUUCGAGAUUAAUGAAUCGCGGAAGAGUUUUGUUAAUAUUAGAAUAUUUAUUAUAAGAUUAAUGAAAGAAUAAAGUGAUGACUUAGA
Messenger RNA from Pieris napi, 2371 nucleotides. It is a transcript of the gene mAChR-C, whose product is annotated as octopamine receptor 1. Gene Ontology annotation, cellular component: membrane. Bases 1009 to 2169 code for a protein of 386 amino acids. The record is from RefSeq and is a predicted model, not a curated record. Gene Ontology annotation, biological process: G protein-coupled receptor signaling pathway. The transcript is spliced from 5 exons. NCBI's taxonomy places the organism in Eukaryota, Metazoa, Arthropoda, Insecta, Lepidoptera, Pieridae. Gene Ontology annotation, molecular function: G protein-coupled receptor activity.